CUCUCUUGUAGCAAAAUGAAGCUUUCCUUUUUGGUUAGGUGAGGUGAGGCCUCCCCAAAGGGGAAUCUCGAGGACUUGCUUGCCUGAAUUCCUGAAGCUAUGGCUAUCAUCUGUGUCUGUUCUUCUUGAUCUCCCCCCUACCCCACCCCCUUGGUUGCUAAAUUUAUCUGCCUUCUUGGCCAUAAAAGGCCAGGUCUAUGGCCCUGACUUUCUCCUGACUACAGGCAUUAUUUUUGUACUGGCCCCCAGGGCCAGUCUUUAGCCCUGCCUCUUUUUUUUUUCUUCGAUUCAACUUGGGCAGAUUCUUCAUUCUGUCAUUCAGUUCCAUCGCUACAUCGGAACCUUUCCACCAUCAUUACUCAUUUGGACCCUGGAUCAGCAAUUUGUUGAGGGACUUGUGGAAACAGCAGAGAAAUAGAAAGAUCAUCUGUCCCCUGAGACUCCUGAUUAAAACAGACCUCCAUAAAGAACUGUACAAAGUAGUGGCGCACUAUGUCUUUGCCUUUCUACCAGAAGUACCAUGAGCACUAUGACAGAGCCUAUCGCAACAAAGAUCUUCGGUCCACCAUGAGCCAAUAUCAGCAGGAGAAGAAGAGCUCUGCCAUCUAUACUCAUGGCUCAACAGCCUACAGUCACAUGUCCUCGGCCCACCACCAGGCCUCAGAGGCCUAUGGUUCUUCGGCCUAUAGGCAGGGCUCCCAGGCCUAUAGCCUUGGAUCUGCAGCCUAUUCCUUAGGAUCCGAAGUCAGUAGUAAAGCAUCUUCAGCCUACGAUUAUGGCUACAAUCUUGGACUCACAGAUUCAUCUCUAAUGAUAGAAGAUUAUUCCUCCAAGUUGAGUCCACAAACUAAAAGGGCCAAAAAGAGCCUUGUCUCUGGAGAAGAGAAAGAAAACCAGUCAAAAGACUACGUGGUACCUAUCUUCUCAGGGCGCCAGGUACAUGUCAAUGGAAUUAGUGAUACAGAAGAAGAAAGAAUUAAAGAAGCUGCUGCCUAUGUUGCCAGGAGAAAUCUUUUGGCCACUGGUAAAGGCAUCACCACCACUACCACCAAGCAGUCCACGGUUUCUUCGCAGCAGGAAGAGCUUUUUGAGAAGAAAUCAAGGAAAGUGGCCAUACGGGAGAAGGCAGAACGCCUGGCAUUGAGAAAAACAUUAGAAGAGACUGAGGAAUUUCAUAGAAAGUUGAAUGAAGAUAGCCUCCUCCAUGCUCCUGACUUUGUCAUCAAGCCUCGUUCCCACACUGUCUGGGAGAAACAGAAUGUCAGAUUACACUGCUCUGUGUCAGGCUGGCCAGAACCACGGCUCACAUGGUACAAAAACCAUGUGCCCAUUAAUGUCCAUGCUAACCCUGGAAAGUACAUCAUUGAGAGCCGAUAUGGAAUGCACUCUCUGGUGAUUAAUGCAUGUGAUUUUGAAGACACUGCUCAGUAUCGGGCUUCUGCUAUGAAUGUUAAAGGAGAGCUCUCAGCUUAUGCUUCCAUCGUGGUAAAGAGAUACAAAGGAGAGUAUGAUGAGACUCGUUUCCAUGCUGGAGUUUCCACCAUGCCCCUCAGCUUUGGUGUCACCCCAUAUGGCUUUGCUUCCAAGUUUGAAAUCCACUUUGAUGACAAGUUCGAUGUAUCUUUUGGAAGAGAGGGUGAGACAAUGAGUCUGGGCUGCCGUGUUGUUAUUAGCCCUGACAUUAAACACUUCCAGCCAGAAGUUCAGUGGCUCAGAAAUGGGACACUUGUCUCUCCAUCAAAAUGGGUCCAAACACAAUGGAGUGGGGAUCGAGCAACAUUGACCUUUUCCCAUCUCAAUAAAGAGGAUGAAGGGCUCUACACCCUCCGUGUGCGGAUGGGAGAAUAUUAUGAGCAAUACAGUGCAUAUGUCUUUGUUCGAGAUGCUGAUGCCGACAUCGCAGGAGCUCCCGCUUCCCCCCUAGAUGUGGUUUGCUUAGAUGCCAACAAAGAUUAUGUCAUCAUCUCUUGGAAACAGCCUGCUGUAGAUGGAGGGAGCCCAAUCCUGGGCUAUUUCAUUGACAAAUGUGAGGUAGGCACAGACAUCUGGUCCCAAUGCAAUGACACACCGGUCAAAUUUGCUCGCUUCCCAGUCACUGGAUUAAUUGAAGGUCGUUCUUACAUAUUUCGUGUCCGAGCCGUGAACAAAACUGGAGUAAGCAACCCGUCCCGGGUUUCUGAGCCUGUAGCAGCACUGGACCCAGUAGACAGAGCCAGAUUUAAAAGUCAACCUUCUGCACCCUGGACUGGACAGAUCAUUGUCACUGAAGAGGAACCUGCAGAGGGUGUUGUUCCUGGGCCACCUACUGACCUCUGUGUGACAGAAGCAACCAGAAGUUAUGUUGUACUUAGCUGGAAGCCACCUGGUCAGCGUGGUCAUGAGGGCAUUAUGUACUUUGUGGAAAAGUGCGUGGCAGAUACAGAGAACUGGCAGAGAGUGAACACGGAGAUCCCUGUCAAGUCUCCUCGUUUUGCCCUGUUUGAUUUGGCUGAAGGGAAAUCCUAUCGUUUCCGAGUUCGAUGCUCUAACUCGGCAGGAGUUGGUGAGCCCUCAGAGGCAACUGAUGUUACUGUGGUUGGAGACAAACUUGAUAUUCCCAAAGCCCCUGGCCGAAUCAUUCCAAGCAGGAAUACAGAUACUUCGGUGGUUGUUGCUUGGGAGGAAUCAAAAGAUGCUAAAGAGUUGGUUGGCUACUACAUCGAGUCAAGUGUUGUUGGAUCUAAUCAGUGGGAACCCUGCAACAACAACCCUGUGAAAGGCUCACGGUUUAUCUGCCAUGGACUUCUUAAUGGUCAGAGUUAUAUUUUCCGAGUCAGAGCUGUGAAUGCGGCUGGACUUAGUGAAUAUUCACAGGAUUCAGAAGCAAUUGAAGUGAAAGCUGCUAUUGCUACACCAUCUCCACCCUAUGACAUAACUUGUCUUGAGAGUUUCCGUGACUCAAUGGUUCUUGGAUGGAAGCAACCAGAUAAGACUGGUGGAGCUGAAAUUACUGGCUAUUACGUGAACUAUCGUGAAGUUAUUGGUGGAGUACCUGGGAAGUGGAAGGAGGCCAACAUUAAGGCCGUCAGUGACCAGGCAUACAAGAUAAGCAACUUGAAAGAAAACAUGGUCUAUCAGUUCCAAGUGGCUGCGGUGAACAUUGCUGGGGUGGGGACUCCCUCUCAAGCUAGUGCAUCCUUUAAAUGUGAGGAAUGGACCAUCGCUGUUCCAGGACCACCUCAUGAUCUAAAGUAUAGUGAAGUCAGGAAAACCUCCCUGGUUCUCCAGUGGAAGCACCCAGUCCAUUCUGGUCGCACUCCGGUUACUGGUUUCUUUGUUGACAUCAAGGAGACGAAGGCUAAAGAUGAUCAAUGGAAAGGGAUCAACGAGAAGCCAAUAACAAACACAUACUUGAAGGUCCAAAACCUCAAGGAAGGUGUCAGUUAUGUAUUCCGUGUCCGAGCCUUAAACCAGGCAGGGGUCGGGAAACCUUCUGAUAUUGCUGGUCCUGUUGUGGCAGAAACCCGUCCAGGAACCAAAGAGAUUGUCGUCGAUGUUGAUGAUGAUGGAGUCAUUUCACUGAACUUUGAAUGUGAUCAGAUGUCCAAAGACUCUAAAUUCAUCUGGUCCAAGGAUUAUAAAUCAGUUGAAGAUUCUCCUCGACUAGAAGUUGAUGCCAAAGGCAAUAAGGCUAAAGCUACUUUUAAAGACCUUGGAAUAGAUGACUUGGGAAUUUACUCCUGUGAUGUCACAGACACUGAUGGAAUUGCUGCAAGCUAUUUAAUAGACGAAGAGGAGAUGAAACGUUUACUUGCUCUCAGCCAAGAACACAAAUUCCCAACUGUCCCACUUAAAUCUGAGUUGGCUGUAGAAAUUAUGGAAAAGGGGGAAGUUCGGUUCUGGAUGCAGGCUGAAAAGCUCUCAGGCAAUGCCAAGGCCACUUACAUAUUUAAUGAUAAGGAAAUCUUUGAUGGGCCGAAAUAUAAGAUGCACAUGGACCGAAACACAGGAAUAAUUGAAAUGAUUAUGGAGAAGCUUCAGGAUGAGGAUGAGGGAACAUAUACGUUCCAGAUCCAAGAUGGGAAAGCAACCAACCAUUCUACUCUUGUUCUCAUUGGGGAUGUCUAUAAAAAACUUCAGAAAGAAGCUGAAUUCCAGAGGCAAGAAUGGAUCCGGAAACAAGGUCCUCAUUUUGCUGAAUAUCUCAGCUGGGAAGUGACUGGUGAAUGCAAUGUGCUAUUGAAAUGCAAGGUGGCCAAUAUUAAGAAGGAAACAAAUAUUGUAUGGUAUAAAGAUGAGAGGGAGAUAACAGUGGAUGAAAAACAUGACUUUAAGGAUGGUAUAUGUACUCUGCUUAUAACAGAGUUUUCCAAGAAAGAUGCUGGUUUUUAUGAAGUGAUACUGAAAGAUGACCGAGGAAAAGACAAGAGCAGACUAAAGCUAGUGGAUGAAGCUUUUAAAGACCUGAUGACUGAAGUCUGCAAGGCAAUUGCUUUGUCUGCCACAGAACUGAAAAUCCAGAGCACAGCAGAGGGUAUCAGGCUGUACUCCUUUGUUAAUUAUUACCUGGAUGAUCUGAAAGUGAGCUGGUCCCACAAUGGAACAGCUGUUAAGUAUUCGGACAGAGUUAAGAGUGGUGUCACUGGGGAGCAGAUUUGGUUGCAAAUCAAUGAGCCUACUCCAAACGACAAAGGGAAAUAUGUAAUGGAGCUCUUUGACGGCAAAACCAAACACGAGAGGAAAGUGGAUCUUUCUGGACAAGCCUACGAUGAAGCUUUUGCUGAAUUCCAGAGGUUAAAACAAGCUGCCAUUGCAGAGAAAAAUCGUGCCCGGGUAUUGGGAGGUUUGCCAGAUGUGGUCACCAUACAAGAAGGCAAGGCACUGAAUCUUACUUGCAACCUGUGGGGUGAUCCCAGUCCUGAGAUCUCCUGGUUGAAGAAUGAAAAGUCACUGGCCUCAGAUGAGCAUUGUAUCCUGAAGCUAGAGGCUGGGAAGACUGCCUACUUCACCAUUACUGCUGUCCAAACGAAUGACUCUGGGAAGUACAGCCUGGUGGUGAAAAACAAAUAUGGCACGGAGACAAGUGACUUUACUGUCAGUGUGUUCAUCCCAGAGGAGGAGGCAGCAAAAUCUGCCUCUGAGACCCCAAAACAAACUAAGAAGACAAAGUAAACUUUAGGCUAAGGAAGAAAGGUAUGUGAGCAGAGAUGAGAUGGCCUGUGAUAGGUGAAUACAAGUGGUUUGAGCCAAAGAUAAGCAGUCUUUCUACCUUCCGCUGAGUUCUUAUGUUAGCGCUGCCCUUACGGGCAUAAUUGUGAAAUCUCCCCUGCGUCCACAAAACCCACUGACGAGGGCCAUCCUCACGGUUUUCCUUCACAAUUAUAUAAUUUCCAAAGCAAAUGACAUGGGAAAUAAAUAGCAAGAUAGAGUUUUAAGAAAAAAAGCAAGAUGAGGCUGUUGGGAAGAAAAGCCAGGAUCAAAGAGAUGCUUUCUAGAGCAUUAGAGUAGCUGGAGACAGUCUUUAGCACAGAAGGUCUUAGAGAGUGCCAUUAGAACAUAGUGUAGCGUAGCAUGGCUCACUAAGACAAGGUGUUAAGCCAACUGGUGUUUUCAAUGUGUGGCCCUAAUAGAAAUCUGUAAGUUUUGUCAAUACUGUUUUGAUGCUGAAACCUCCUCCUCCUUGGCAAAUAAAGGCUCAUGUACUUUUCUUUUUAACCAUCAA
This is a messenger RNA of Trichosurus vulpecula (common brushtail), 5701 nucleotides long. It is a transcript of the gene MYOM1, whose product is annotated as myomesin 1. The coding region runs from base 493 to 5151 and encodes 1552 amino acids. The record is from RefSeq and is a predicted model, not a curated record. Gene Ontology annotation, molecular function: protein binding. Lineage: Eukaryota; Metazoa; Chordata; Mammalia; Diprotodontia; Phalangeridae. The transcript has 38 exons.